This is a messenger RNA of Phaeoacremonium minimum UCRPA7, 1773 nucleotides long. RefSeq names its product putative mfs multidrug protein. Gene Ontology annotation, molecular function: transmembrane transporter activity. The record is from RefSeq and is a predicted model, not a curated record. The transcript has 5 exons. Gene Ontology annotation, biological process: transmembrane transport. NCBI's taxonomy places the organism in Eukaryota, Fungi, Ascomycota, Sordariomycetes, Togniniales, Togniniaceae. Bases 1 to 1773 code for a protein of 590 amino acids.
AUGACAGACGAGAAGAGACCAGCGUCCCCAGAACAUCACCGUUCGCUGGGCUCGGGCCCUGAGCCGGAGACCUUGCCUGUGCCCCCCGCCUUACAGCCUCUGGAGAGUUACUCUGAGAAGUCUAGGGAGAUACUGGACGACGACAAAAGUUUGUCGAGGAAGUCUACCGAGACUGCACACGAUGACAGCAGUAGUGAGGACGCGAGCAUCGAGUUCGAGGAGGACGAGGAGAGGGUACGGGAAAGAGAGCGUCCGCGGCAGCGCAUGACCAGGAGCAUAUCAGAGGUCCGAGAUGGUAUCCAGAGCCUAAGAGAUGCCGAGCUGGGCGACGCGCUGGAGAAGGAGCCCACACAGCCCAGCGAUAGAGAUCCGAAUCUGGUCACAUGGGCAUACCCGUAUGAUCCUGAGAAUCCAAAGACUUGGACGUUCAAGAAGAAGUGGGCGGCUGUGCUCAUCGUGUCAUGCUUUACUCUCUUCUCUCCUGUGUCUUCGUCAAUGACUGCUCCGGCUUUGGAUAAGAUUGGAGCCGAGUUGAACAUCACGAGCAGUUUUGAGAAGGCGCUGUCCCUGUCUAUUUUUGUGCUAGCUUAUGCUAUAGGCCCUCUCUUCCUCGGUCCGAUGAGUGAGCUGUACGGACGCACGAUCGUCCUGCAACUCUCUAAUCUCUUCUACCUCUUCUUUAAUCUCGGCUGUGGUCUGGCAAAGACGAAGGAGCAACUCAUCGCUUUCAGAUUUCUCGCCGGUUAUGGUGGAUCCGCACCACUUGCAAUUGGUGGAGGCGUUCUAUCUGAUCUUUUCAGUGCAGAGCAGCGUGGACGAGCUCUAAGUCUUUACAGCUUAGCCCCUUUGCUGGGACCAGCGAUUGGUCCCAUUGCGGGUGCUUAUAUCAGCCAGGAGACGUCCUGGCGAUGGAUCUUUUACUCUACCACUAUAGCGUGUGCAAUCGUUCAGGGACUGGGUGUCUUCUACCUGCGGGAGACUUACACGCCAGUGUUGCUACAGAGGCGAAAACUCAAGCUGAUCAAGGAAACCGGCAACACAGACCUACACACGGACUUUGACGAUCCGGACAAGACAGUCUUGAACACGCUUACAACGGCGCUCAUGCGCCCUUUCCGACUACUUGGUACACAGAUCAUCGUUCAAAUCUUGGCAUUGUACAUGAUGUAUCUCUAUGGACUCAUGUACCUCGUUCUGUCGACAUUUCCUGCAUUGUGGCACUCCUACGGUAUGUCAACUGGCGAGACAGGCUUGCACUACAUUGCUCUGGGCGCCGGAUUCUUCCUCGGCGCCCAGAUUAGUGCUCCGCUGCAGGACCGCAUCUACGCCUAUCUCAAGCGCUACUACAACGUCUCGGUGGGACGCCCGGAGUUCCGCGUGCCGAUGAUGGUCCCGGGCGCGAUCCUUGUGCCGACGGGCCUGCUGAUCUACGGCUGGACGGCGCAGCACCGGACGCACUGGAUCGGCCCGGACAUUGGCGUCGCCAUCUUCUGCAUGGGCGUCAUCGCCGGGUUCCAGUGCAUCCAGGGCUUCCUGGUUGACACAUACACGCGCUACGCCGCGAGCGCGGUCGGCGCGGGCACGGUGCUGAGGAGUCUGGCGGGCUUCGGGUUCCCGCUGUUUGGGCCUUCGCUGUACCAGCGGCUGGACUACGGCUGGGGGAACACGCUGCUGGCGUUCAUUGCCAUUGUGAUUGGGUGGCCGGGGCCGAUAUUGUUGUGGAAGUAUGGAGAGAAGCUUCGCAAGAAUAGCCCGUUUGCGUCUGGCGGUUAA